AGCAAGCAGCAGGUACCUGUUAUAGCUAUUCAUUCUUGCCUUCCCUUCAUGAUGGUAGGUGCACGAUGGCUGGAGGCAACUGCUGGAUCUCUACGACGUGAGCCGGCUUUAUGGAUUCUCGUCUCUCCUUCUCAUUUCUGUCCCUGCUCUUGUCGCUAACUAGGUACGCCCCCCUCUCUCUUGGCAUUCAAAAUCCGUCAAUAUUCGUAAAUAGGGACAAGUAAUCUCGGGCCAGUCCUCUCCCCGGUACUCAUGCGGGAUCAGAGCGAAGAGGGCCAUUGAUCUCACCACCGCCCGCAAACCUCCUGCUAAUGGAUCCUAUCAUUUCGGCGGCCUCGUGGGACCCUCGCCUUCUCACCAGCGCGAGAGUGGCCGCCCUCCUGCCCGAACGCUCAUGGUCACUGAAUAUCGUUGACGGAGACCACGAGGUUGGGAGCUAUGAAGGCGGAGGUCCUGGUGCUCUGGAGAGGAGGGGUAGAUCCGCGUCUCCUAUCCGCGCCAACGUAAAGCGGAGGCGGUCUGUCGCUUCUGCCCCGGGGGACGUCUUAGCGAGGCAACCAUCCAGCCAGUCUUUCGAGCAACCCAGCUCUCGAGGCAGGAGGAAGCUACCGGCAAUGCCGCUUAGCCAGCAAAAUCAGCCUAGUGAUAGUGAACCUAAAGGAGUGUCGACCUUUCAAGCACUUUCCGCUCCAAGCCGAUCCAGUCGUUCUCCCGGCCCGACUAUAAGUCAGCCUAUACCUUAUCCUGCCCACGCUAGGUCCCCCAAACGCCGGAGAGUAACCAGAAGCAGCGAAACGCCUCAGACGCCGACUACCAACAGAGACAAGGGGUUUGUGAGUUCGCCUAGAGUGAUCAGGGGUUCGACGAGAUCUGCAGAGACACAGUUGAAUUCGGAACGGAAAAAUAACAACCAAGGGCUAGCGUAUGAGACAAAGGGCGCCUUCCGGCUUAAGAAGGGUCAGCGAAAAGAUGAAUUCCGCCUCCCAAAGUCUCAAAGCGAACCGAAAUCACUCUGGCUCCCAGGAGACGGGUUUUCGGACGAGGAAACGAGGUCAGACUUCGUGUUACCGAUGGCCGGCGGGCACAAGCGGAAGAGGUCUCGAUCACUCCCUAUUAUAGGAAAACUCCAAUUAGAGAGUGAGGAUGUAUGCGGCCCAGGAUCGCCUGCACUGGGAAGUAGCCGUGUAAUGGGCCGAUAUCCCGCUCCAGGCGAGACCAGGCUGCGCCGUGGCGUAGCCAAAGAUAUCUGGCCUACCGUCGAUGACUUCUCGGAGGAGCUGGAUGUACGAGCGCAUAAUACAGGUAGAGAACCAGAUGAUGAGGUUGUUCCUUCGACAAUGUCGCCCCAGCCUACGCUAGUUCCCCUGUCCCGGGAAAACUUUAGGUACGUACCUCCGUCGUCGCGGAAGAGGAAUCAUUGCGAGUUCGAAAACUUCGGGCGGUGGCCCCUCAACGGCGGUUUUGGGGACACUGUGGCGGAGGAGCUGUCUGGGCCCGCUCGGGUACCGGCUAGAGUAUCUUACGGAAUGGAAGAUGGCGACGAAAGUGGUGACGGCGAGCGUGGAGGCGGAGAGGUAAGCGAGGAAGAGGAGGACGAAAUGGAAGAUGAAGACGACGAAGCUGCGGUCACAUCGGAAUCCAGCGGCUCUGCCGGUGGCAUGUCCACUGGCUCUCCUGAAUAGCGGGCCCGACGCUAGGUAUUUCCCAAAUUCUCUCCUUAAUAAUAAGAACGUGUUGCAGGGGUGUAGAUCAGCAAGGCCCAAGGAAGAGUCUGCUUACCCCUUUAAACGCUAUACUGGAGGUUUUAUGUAUUUGUAUCUUGUUGCAAAACGGAAGGUAGAGGCGGGUUCUUUCUCACAGCGAGGAUGGUAAGAUUUGUGGUUUGGCUGUAACAUAUUUUAUUUUUGCGGAAAUUGAAACUCCGUCCUCUUGAACGCCUACUCGCUCCAGGCCGUCUUUACCGACGGGUGUCCUUAGGAAAAUCUCAGUAUACUGAUUGAUACCACCAUACACGGAAUCAGGAAGAGGCUCCUCGCUCUUCGUCCUCGUCUCGCUCUUUCUCUCGUAAAUCCAUUUCCGGCUUUAGCGAUCCCUUGUCGUGGGGAGGUUCUCAUCUGCUCCCUUUCAUGCACGCGCACAUCUCGUUCUUCUCCAUCCUCCUCUCCUCUCACCCUGCCUUCCCUUUCUCCUCCCCUUCUCAUCCCUUCGACACUUCUACCC
Durotheca rogersii is the source of this 2220-nucleotide messenger RNA. RefSeq lists its product as uncharacterized. The record is from RefSeq and is a predicted model, not a curated record. Lineage: Eukaryota; Fungi; Ascomycota; Sordariomycetes; Xylariales; Xylariaceae. The transcript is spliced from 3 exons. Bases 312 to 1682 code for a protein of 456 amino acids.